Messenger RNA from Sorex araneus (European shrew), 4540 nucleotides. It is a transcript of the gene HOOK1, whose product is annotated as hook microtubule tethering protein 1. The coding region runs from base 170 to 2359 and encodes 729 amino acids. Gene Ontology annotation, biological process: cytoplasmic microtubule organization; cytoskeleton-dependent intracellular transport. Lineage: Eukaryota; Metazoa; Chordata; Mammalia; Eulipotyphla; Soricidae. The transcript is spliced from 22 exons. Gene Ontology annotation, cellular component: centrosome; cytoplasm. Gene Ontology annotation, molecular function: microtubule binding; dynein light intermediate chain binding. The record is from RefSeq and is a predicted model, not a curated record.
GCCGGCGACGUCGCAGCGCCGGGGCCGGGGCGCGUGAGCCGCGCGGGGCGCUGGGCCUGGCUCCCGAGCUGUCCUGCGCCGCAGGUCGUCGACGGACGGCGGCUCCGGGAGGAGCGCGGGGCGGAGGCAGGUGUCGGGGUCAGCCGCGUCGCGGACCGGGGCCCCGGCCAUGGAAGGGACGCAGCCGCUUCCGCAGUCCGAUCUGCCGCUGUGCGACAGCCUCAUCAUCUGGCUGCAGACAUUCAAUACUUCUGCACCUUGUCAAGAUGUGAAACAGCUGACUAACGGAGUUGCCAUGGCACAAGUUCUAAAUCAGAUCGAUGUAUCUUGGUUCAACGAAUCUUGGUUAAGCCGAAUUAAAGAAGACACCGGGGACAACUGGAGAAUAAAGGCUAGCAAUUUAAAGAAGGUGCUUCAAGGAAUUAUGAGUUACUACAGUGAGUUUCUGGGUCAACAGAUUUCUGAAGAUCUUAUCCCUGAUCUAAACCAAAUAACUGAACAUUCAGAUUCUCUGGAGCUUGGAAGGUUGCUUCAGCUUAUUUUAGGCUGUGCAGUCAACUGUGAAAAGAAGCAAGAACAUAUUAAAAAUAUAAUGACGCUUGAAGAAUCUGUUCAACACGUGGUCAUGACUGCUAUUCAAGAGUUGAUGAGUAAAGAAAUAUUGAGUGCUCCUCCCAGUGAUACCGUUGGUGAAUUAGAACAACAGCUUAAAAGGGCCUUAGAAGAACUUCAGGAAGCACUGGGAGAAAAAGAAGAACUGAAGCAGAGAUGCCAAGAAUUAGAUAUGCAGGUGACAGCACUUCAAGAUGAAAAGAAUUCACUAGUUUCUGAGAAUGAGAUGAUGAAUGAAAAACUUGACCAGUUGGAUGGAUCUUUUGAUGAUCCAAAUUCAAUGGUGGCAAAAAAGUAUUUUCAUGCACAGUUGCAACUAGAGCAAUUACAGGAAGAAAACUACAGGCUUGAAGCUGCCAAAGAUGAUUACCGCGUUCACUGUGAAGAACUUGAAAAGCAACUAAUUGAAUUUCAGCACAGGAAUGAUGAAUUGACGAGUCUGGCUGAAGAAACAAGGGCCCUGAAAGAUGAAAUAGACGUUCUUAGGACUACCUCUGAUAAAGCAAACAAAUUGGAGUCAACAGUUGAGGUCUAUCGCCAGAAGUUACAAGAUCUGAAUGACCUUCGCAAGCAAGUGAAGACUUUGCAGGAAACAAACAUGAUGUACAUGCAUAACACAGUCAGCUUGGAAGAAGAGCUGAAGAAAGCAAAUGCAGCGCGUACGCAGCUGGAAACGUAUAAGCGGCAGGUCCAGGAUCUUCAUAAUAAGCUUUCCUCUGAAUCCAAAAGAGCAGACACACUAGCAUUUGAAAUGAAGAGACUUGAAGAAAAACAUGAAGCUUUGCUUAAGGAAAAGGAGAGACUAAUAGAACAGCGUGAUGCUCUGAAGGAAACAAAUGAAGAGCUGCGAUGUUCACAAGUACAACAGGACCACCUCAGCCAAACAGAUGCAUCUGCUACAAAAAGUUAUGAGAAUCUUGCUGCAGAGAUUAUGCCAGUAGAAUAUAGGGAGGUGUUUAUUCGACUGCAACAUGAAAAUAAGAUGCUUCGCUUACAGCAGGAAGGUACGGAGAACGAACGUAUCGAGCAACUGCAGGAGCAGCUGGAGCAGAAGCACCGCAAGAUGAAUGAAUUAGAAACCGAACAAAGGUUGAGCAAAGAGCGCAUCCGAGAAUUGCAGCAGCAGAUUGAGGACCUUCAGAAAUCUUUGCAGGAACAAGGUUCCAGGCCUGAAGGAGAAAGUUCCAGCAAACUAAAGCAGAAGUUGGAAGCUCAUAUGGAAAAACUAACAGAGGUCCAUGAAGAAUUACAGAAGAAACAAGAGCUUAUCGAAGAUCUUCAGCCAGAUGUGAAUCAGAAUGCCCAAAGGAUCAGUGAACUUGAAGCGGCUCUUCAGAAGAAAGACGAAGAUAUGAAAGCAAUGGAGGAAAGAUAUAAAAUGUACUUGGAAAAAGCUAGAAACGUAAUAAAAACAUUAGAUCCAAAAUUAAAUCCGGCUUCAGCUGAAAUAAUGCUACUUAGAAAGCAGUUGGCUGAGAAAGAAAGAAGAAUUGAAAUUCUGGAGAGUGAAUGUAAAGUAGCAAAAUUCCGUGAUUAUGAAGAAAAACUCAUUGUUUCUGCCUGGUAUAAUAAGAGUCUGGCGUUCCAGAAGCUAGGCAUGGAGUCUCGGCUUGUGAGCGGCGGCGGCGUGGGCAAGGAGUCCGGGGCGGGCGCUCCCCCGGCGCGCUCAUUCUUGGCACAGCAGCGGCACAUCACCAACACCAGAAGGAACCUCUCUGUUAAAGUUCCUGCCGCAACAACCGAUUAAACUGCAGAAGAAAAACCUAAAUAGAAGUGCCCUUAAACUAUUUUUUAUCUUUCAACUAACUACCAAUUGAAAAAGAAAUUUGUAACACUUAUUAAUCAGCUCUUUUAAAAUCAAAACGCAUGAAAUUUAUUUGACCAGCUGCUUUAAACACAUAUAUAAUUGGCGAUUUCUCUGAGGGAGCACAUUUAAAUAACUGAAAAAUGUAGUGAGGCACUCAUCUCAAGCAAACAUGGGUCUUUUGAGAGUAUUAUUUCAAACUGUGUAUAUUUUAGUGUCUUCAGUAAUGCAAGUAACUUGGAACUUGGUUGAUCUGCAGUGUGUAAUUAGUAAUAUGUAAUUGAAAAAUUAUAUCAGUAUUUACUUUAUUAUUUGGGCCCAUAUUGGUAUGUACCCAGAGCAAACCAUAGGAGAGUUCUAUUUUUUUGACUUAAAGUUUAAAAUGUUUUUCUUCCAUUUUCUAAUACUAGUUCGGUAGGUGAGUUGGGUAUGUUUUAUCAUGUGAUUGAAGACAUAUCAUUUGGAAGAUUUGACUAUUGAAAUGAUUUUUCUAUAAUAAAAGUGACAAAAUUUUGCAGAUUAAGAAGAGAUUAUAGUUUUUCUAUGUACCCACUUAUUAAGGACUUUUGUAUGGAAGUCUUAUGUACCUUCAUACCUUGGACAUCUGUAUAGCAUUUUUAAAAUGUCCGAAGAAAUGAACUGAAAGUUGUAAGAGAUGGCAUUCUGAAGGAAGGCAAACUAAAAAAUACACUUUAUGUAAUUCAUCUAGAUUUCUAGCAUAGUGAAGAUGACAAUUAUAUAAGCAAAAUUAUCAGGGCUUCUGGUAAAGAAAAAAAGUGAAUAGUUUCACAUCUUACAUCUUCUUUGAAUGAAGAUGGAAGGAUAAUGAAGCAUUUGGGAGCCUAUUUUGCUUACUAGUUAAGGUAAUCUUUCUUGAGCUGAAUUUGCUCCAUUUCUACCCCAAAAUCUUUCUCAUAUGUUUCCUCUAAUUGGGGGGGGGGACUUUUUUAAGAGUCUACUUUGAAAUAGUAAUUUAGUUGAGUUCAGUCUGUCUUGUAGAAUAUUGUAGCCAUAAUAAAAAUUUAAUUACAUUUUAAAUGCUGAGGAACAUCAUAUAACUAGUGGCUACAGUGUUGUACAAUAUCAAUAUAGACUUCUUUCCAUAUUGCAGAAAGUUCAUUUGGACAGCACCUUAAUUCUUUUAAUAAAAUCUUGCAAAUGCUCUGAUACUAGACUCUGGAAAAUGGAAAGGAGAGAAAUGUUGGGACCAUUUCAGGUAUACAAAGGAAAGUAAUUUUUGACCUAACUACUAUCUUGCAUUCCUUGUGGCUGAAGGCCUUAGAUUAUGACCUACAAAGUUAAUUUUUGUAGUGCUGUUCAAUCAUUCAUUGCACACUUACCAGCAUAUGUCUAGACCAGGGGUGAGUGAACGUUCUGGGAAGAAACAGGUAGCAUGUCAGUAAGUACUUCAGGCUUUGUGGACCAUUUAUCCGGAACAGGUACUUGACUUGUGUUACGUCUGGCAGAGCAGCCGGACAUCUGUGAGCAGAAUGGACCUGGCUGUUGCGAUUAUGACUUUCCGAAAUGGCUGGGAGGCUGGAUUUGUAGGCGAUAGACCUGGUCGAAGUUUUCUCUGCAAAUAUGAGUAUUGUUUCAUUUGCAGUAUUAUUCAUUUAAAUACCUGGAUUUUAGAUUUUCUACCAGUAAACUUUUUAAUCAUUGAAAAUAUAAGAAUUUUAUAUUGUAUUUGGGUUUCUUAGGUUCCAGAAUGCGUUUGACUCUUGUUUUGUCAGGAUUUCUUCUGGUGACUACCUCUUAGAGUUUGGUGUUUUUAUCAUUGUGAUUAUACUGUCAGUUUUUAUUUUCGUAUAUUCUUGUAGUCUCUGCUUGUGAUUUUUAGUGUUGUGAAAUAAGUUUUGAGAUAGUCUUGCAUGGUGAUUAGAGUCUUCUACACAUCCAGCCAUUUUAGUAUGUUUUGGGCAGUGUAACACAUCUGUUCCUUUAGUGUUUACCAUGUGAUUACAGUUGGGGUUUUAUAAGUACUUCAAACCCCCUUUUAUUAAAAUUUAUUGUGAAAUAUCAAUUUCAAUAAAUUAGUAUUUUCACAGUUAUUACUGCUCACAAAUUUUGAUGUUAUAAUUGGAAUUUUGAAACAAUUCAUGAAUAAAAACAAUACUAGACUCA